Messenger RNA from Saccostrea cuccullata (small rock oyster), 3728 nucleotides. RefSeq names its product nicotinate phosphoribosyltransferase-like. Lineage: Eukaryota; Metazoa; Mollusca; Bivalvia; Ostreida; Ostreidae. Gene Ontology annotation, molecular function: nicotinate phosphoribosyltransferase activity. Gene Ontology annotation, cellular component: cytosol. Gene Ontology annotation, biological process: NAD+ biosynthetic process via the salvage pathway. The transcript is spliced from 15 exons. Bases 320 to 1915 code for a protein of 531 amino acids. The record is from RefSeq and is a predicted model, not a curated record.
UUUGCAGUUCUAAUUUCAACAUUAAACGGACUAAAUUCACAAUUGUCAAUAAGAUAUUUAUUGAAUAUGGCUGCAAUGUUUAUUGCAGUUAUGGAAAUAUCUAUUCAUUAUGAUGCAUUCCAUAGCAAGGGAUUAUAGUGGGUCACGGUGCUCUGUCAGAUCUGAUAUAGGGAUCAAGUCCUAUUUCACUUUAACUUGAGUAUUUAAAAAGUACACAUACCGUAAUCAGUGUAGGUGGCAGGGACUGUAUCAGGGUAUUAAUCAAUCAAAGACAAUAAGUUAUCAAGGAGACAGCUAGUGCUACUGAGUUUGAAAAAAAAUGCAUGUUUAUAUACUAGACUUGUACCAGAUAACCAUGGCAUAUGCUUACUGGAAAAGUGGAAAGAGAAAUGAAACUGCAGUCUUCGAUCUGUACUUCAGGAAAAAUCCAUUUAAAGGAGAAUUUACAAUUUUUGCUGGUUUAGAAGAAUGCAUUAAGUUUGUCAAAAGUUUCAAGUUCUCAGUCAGUGAUAUCAACUAUCUAAAGACAGUUUUACCUGAAAAUAUUGAAAAUGAAUUUUUUGAUUACCUUCAAAAUUUAACAACAAAUGAGGUGCGACUGGUUGCAAUUGACGAGGGGAUGGUUGUGUUCCCCAAGGUCCCCCUAAUCUCAAUAGAGGGCCCCCUCCCUGUGGUACAGUUAAUGGAAACACCUCUUCUAAACCUUGUUAACUAUGCCAGUUUGGUCGCCACAAAUGGAAUGAGAUUCAGACAAGCGGCAGGUCGAGACAAAACCUUACUGGAGUUUGGACUCAGAAGAGCUCAGGGUCCUGAUGGGGCCUUAUCUGCCUCCAGAUACUGCUACCUUGGCGGGUUUGAUGGGACCAGCAAUGUGUUGGCAGGGAAGAUGUACAACAUUCCAGUCAGAGGAACACACGCCCACGCUUUUGUCAAUUCCUACUCUUCUCUUUCAGAAGUUCAAGAAAAGGAACUGCUGAAUAAGAAAACUAACCAGGUACUCAAAUUCACAGCAGUUUGUGUAAAAUGGAGGAAGGACUUAGCCCCAGUAUUGGAUUUUCUGGAUGACCAGGCUUCUGAGGGGGAAUUGGCUGCCUUUAUAGCGUACGCUCACGCUUUCCCCGAUGGCUUCCUGGCUCUUAUUGACACAUACGAUGUCAUCAGGUCAGGGCUCCCUAACUUCUGUACUGUAGCCAUGGCUCUCAGUGACUUUGGAUAUGAACCUAGGGGAAUUCGUCUGGACAGUGGAGACUUGGCGUACCUGUCUCAGGUAGUCAGAGAGAGCUUCAAGAAGGUAGCAGAUAAGUUUGGAGUUCCAUGGUUUGCUAAAUUAAACAUUGUGGCCAGUAAUGACAUCAAUGAAGAUACAAUACAUUCUCUUAAUCAGCAGGGCCAUGAAAUUGACAGCUUUGGGGUCGGUACUCAUUUAGUCACAUGCCAAAAACAGCCAGCACUAGGGGGUGUGUACAAGCUGGUUGAAAUAAAUAAAAACCCUCGAAUGAAACUGAGUGAGGAUGUAGAAAAGGUGACCAUUCCAGGCAGGAAACUUGCCUAUCGCUUGUUUGGUAUUGACGGCAAUGCUCUAGUAGAUCUUAUGAUGCAACCUUCAGAGACGGCGCCACAGCCUGGAGAACGUGUCUUAUGUCGUCAUCCUAUACAGGAAUCAAGACGAGCCUACGUAAUCCCAGCCAAAGUUGAACUGCUUCACAAGUGUUACUGGGACAAAGGAAAGGUGGUACAACCUCUUCCAACCCUAACUGAACUUCGAACCAAGGCCCUUAAAUCUCUACAAACCCUGAGAAUUGACCACAAGAGAGCACUGAAUCCUACACCAUACAAGGUGUCUGUAAGCAGUGAGCUUUACACCUUUAUGCAUGAACUCUGGCUAAAGAAUGCACCCAUUGGAGAGCUGUGUUAAAAUGGGAUGCUAAAGUCAGUCCUGUUGACCAAUGAAAAUCUUAGUUUUACAGCCAGUAUAUUGUCUUAUAACUGCCUUUUUAAGGAGACCAUUUUGUUUAUACUUAUUUUUCAGUAUUCCAGACAAUCUUAAUUACUCAAUGGACUCUGUUUUGUGUGCAAUAUGUUUUUAUUUCCUGAUGUGUUAGAACUAUCUUUCAUUUUUUGCCCUGUUUAGAAACGUAGGGCCUGUUUUGCAAAAGAACUUGCAAUUCAGACCAUAUGUAUGCCAUGAUUUUAAGUGUGUCUAACUCUGCCUAGCGAAUAUUUUAAAUAAAAAUUGCUCUCUAAAGAUUUAUUUCCAAAAAGAAAUAAAAUAUAAUAAAGAAAUUCAAAAUGCUAAAAAAAAAGGACAAUUAUUCUUAAAGGAUAUUUAAGUUAUAGGUCAAAAGUUCUUUUGAUAAGACAAGACCUAAAAUAUGAAUACAUCUCUUGUACCAAUUUAAGUAGAUUUAUACACUUUAUUUGUCCUUUCAGUGCAGUAUUAUAGAUUUUUCAGCCAUACUGUGAUUUAAAAUAUUUUUUUUUCAGAUUCAUGUUAGUGUGACCGCGGAGCUGUUUUUGAAUUUUGAAUUUUUUUUAUUCAAUAUUAUGAUACAUAUUAAAAGAACAUCAUUUUGUUACUAUGGGGUGGCACCCCAUAUUGCAUUAUGUUAUUCACAAGGUAACUCUAUCAGUAUAAAAAACAUAUCAUCCAACUGCACACAUACUUGUAUCCCCCUCUCUCCUGUGCUACUGUUUCUUACAAAGUCCGUGUUACUACCUCUUUUGUUUGUACGAGAAAAUUACAUUAUCCUCUCAUAGAAACAUGUACACAUAAACUGCCCCUCCUCCAUGUAUUCUUAUUUCCACAGGGUGCUCACCCUGAAAAUCUCAUGUUUUUGUUUUAUCUGAGUCAUUGUGCCUGAAGACUAUACAAUCAUUAGUUGUUUUUUUCAAAAUGAUUUUAAUGAAUUUGUUAUAUUUUUAGAUAAGAUUUUAUUUGAAACAGAGAUAUUUUUAUUGAAUUGUACAUAAUAAAUCAAUUGUGUGAGACAAAUGUUAACAUUUCUUAGAGCCAUACUACAUGUGCAUAAAAAAUUUGAAUUUGUCAUUAAUACAUUUACUAGUACACUCUAUACUAAGAUUUUUUUAAAUGAAUGUUCAGACUCUUGAAGCAGUUAUUCCUUAACUAACAGAAUUUUCACUUCUAGGACAAGGACUAGUCAAAAAGCUUUAGUCUUUCAAAAUGCACCUUUUAAUCUUAAUUCCUGAACUUUUUAUUUGAAGGUUGACUUUAUUAACAUACAUUAUCAUUUUUUCUCAUUUUGAUACAUUAUACAAUGUUGCCAGUAAUACUAUUUACUAUGAAAUAUUUUAAAAACUUGUAUUCUCAUUCAGUCUUAUUCCAAAUAUUGUUUUUAAAUAAUGACUGGAACACAUGUUCACUUUAUUAAUGGUAAAAAGGGUAUGCAGUUGAACAAUAUUGCAAUGAUUGAUAUAUUUAUUCUUUUCCAUAAUUACAAACCAUUAGAGCUACAGUCUCAUCAGAGACUUUUAACAGAGUGAUUCAAUCAUGUCAGCAAAACCAUCUUGUAGCCUAUCAUCUAUGCAUUGUAUUUUUCUUUUUAAUGGUUUGUUUGUUUUAAUGAAUAGUCUGUGGAUAUACAUGUAGCAGUUACCAAACUGAGUUUCUAAUGUUGCUGGUAUAAUAGAAUGACAAAUGUAUAGGAAGUCUGAUAAAAUAUACAUGUAUCUUUAAUUUCAAGCAAUACAAAUAAAAAUCUUUCAGUUAA